UAAUGAUUAGUCAUUAUCUGGCAGCUGCACGUCACAGAUAAAAAAAAUUCCAGAUAUGAGGGUUUCAGGUUUAAGUCAGCAAUUAUCCAGAUAACCCAGUAAACCGGACUGUUUCUUACACACUCCUGCGCCAUUUGUUUGAAUAAUCUCUCAUCUCCUUUAAAAUGUUAAUACGUUUGUUAUAAAAAUACGUAAAUAGACAAGAAAACAAAUAAGCAUACAAGGAUUUUCAUCCCUUAUGAUCUGGAUAAGACUGAAUCGGAAAUAACGCCUCCUCUGUUCAACUGUCAGCAUUCUCAUCCAAUGAGGAAUCGCCUUCCGCGUGAUUGACAUGUCAAAGGACCAAUGAGCGGCGAGAUUCCGGCUCUCGGGCGGUUGUGCACACACGGCUGAUUUGCAACCCGCCGAAACAACAGCAGAGAAGGAGGAAAAAUGUCGCUGGCUCCGACACGGACCGUUCUAGGAUCAGUGUCCUUUUAGGAAAAGCCCACCGGCGAGACGAUCAGAAACAGCUGUGGCGUUGCUAUGAGAGAUGAUAAGCGUCACACAUCUGGACAACGAAAGUGACCUGCUCUAACAAUUUGAAUGUGGGAGGUUUGACCUCGGUCGAGAGGCGGUUCACACGGUUUACGAUAACACCACAUGGGUCUCUGAGGGGAUCGGAUAAUUACAGCCUGUGGCGCCUCAGACGAAGCGGUCUCUGUUCAGCGAAGACAUGGACCCGUCGACCAGGGUGGUGGGUCUGGACGCCCAGGGGAACAUGGUCUUCACGGUGGUAAAGCCCGUGAUGGGCAUCUACCAGGUGUCUUCAGAGCAGACGGGUUGUGUGUCACAAGGCGGCAUGAGGCUGCAGGGUUUAUCCGACAACACAUUGAUCCUCCCUCACGUGCAAAGCCAGGCUCAGCUGGCCCAGAACCAGAUGGACAUGCACGCCAUGCAGCCUCACAUUCCGAUGCCCCAGAUGCAGAUUUGUUGCCCGAUCCAGACGGAGGUCGUGUCCCAGAUUCAGGACCCGCCGGCAAACUUGAGCCCGAAUCCAGAGUCCGCCGCCCACAUGCCGUUUGCGGAGGUGUCGUCGCUCCUGGAUCCCAACAUGAAGGGCUCCAAGGCUCGGAAGUAUCUCCUCUCGUAUGAUGAAAUCAAGCGGCGCCUGCAGGCCCCGGAGAAGAUGUCGCUGCGCUCCUUGGCCGCCUACACUCGGGUCAGCAGAGGCCCGGCCAGCAAGAAAACGCUCCUGGAGUCGCUCAACGUUCUGGGCCUCGCGCCGAGCACGACGACCUCCGUGUCCUCCUCGUUCUCCAAACUCACUGAAGGCGACACCACGGCUUUGUGUGACGAUAUGAAGGACUUCGCCCAUGACUACAUCGACUACAGCAGAAUGGCGAAGCAGCUCAUCCCCGAGACCAACACAGUUCAACACUGGUCCAAAAUUAUUGAAACCAAGAACCACCUGGAGGAUAUGAGGAGAUGUUUCCAGGACCCGGUGAACAGCGGUGCGUUCGACAACGUCACUCACGGCCUGGGUUUGGGAAUGUUGGACGUUGCACUGGACAUGAUCGUCAUGGUGAUCGGACAGCAGAUCCGGAUCCUGUCCGGGGCAGCGGCUUCGGACCCGGUCGACGCCGGUCCCCCGAUGCGGCGCAUCCGCAAACGUCACCGCAAAAGCCGAUCGACGAACAACGAGAACCCUCGCAAGGGCUCGGGAGGGGCCCACGAGCCGGGGAAGGCCACGUCGAAAGGCAAAGGGCGAGGCCGGGCCAGGAAGAAGAAGAGGCAGGAAGCUGGAGCUGCUGUUCCUAUGGAAACCCAAGCAGAACAACGCAAGCCGGAUGAUGUGGAGAACAACGUCCUCACGCUGGUUUCUGUUGGGUACGAGACGGUUUCCAGUGAACUCGAUCCAGCUGGAACGGUUUGACGCCCGGUCACACGGCGGGUCCAAAGAACCAGUCGUGGUCCCAGUCGACCGGGAUUCUCAGAGAAAGGGAAACAAACUCGACACGAGACACCUUUGUUGUGACGAGCUCAGCAUCAAAGUCGUAUCGCUAAUCUCAAAGUGCAACUCAAAGGAAUCGUUUGACAUUUUGGGAAAAGCACUUUCUGGCCCAAAAAAUUAAACGAGAAAAUAGAUCAAAUAAAGAUAGACUUCACUGUACGUUAAAUAUGUAACUGGAGCUUUGUAAUAGACUGGUGAGGGGGGGGGGCAGCUAGCCCGGUCCUGUACACUGGGAUCAAAAUCCUACCUGCCAUAUGCGAUGUGGUUGUGCGUCUCGGGUUCUGCUUCUUACCAACAGCUCUGAUAUUGCACAGGUGAAUUGCAGCCGAACGACGUUGACGCCGAGCGGCGAAUAUUGGCAGCGAGAACAAAGCUAGCGAGCUUCCGAGUGUGUGAAUGCCGUCUCCGCGCCGCUCACGCCUCAGUAAAUGCUAAUGUCUGGGGAAACCUCGACGCUCAUGAGCACAUUCGCCGAAUGCCGAACUCUUCCUUAAAAUGCAUCCUCCCUUUCUUUCGUAGCAGAUUUUGUACGUGUAGUUGAACAGAAUCCAGUCAUAUUAUUUUUGUAUGCCGUGUUAGAAAGUGAACAGACAAAUGUAGAGCAGAUCAUAUCAGGUGUGGUUUGUAUGUUUUACCAACGGUACAGUGUCUUAUGUUCCUGUUGUAUUUAUUGGUUGUAUUUGCAAUUGAACGUCUGUUCUGUACUAGAUUGUUGAAAAUUACUUUACGGGAACCUCAAGAGUUAAGUAAAGUAUAAAGAUUUAAUUUUCA
Messenger RNA from Pseudoliparis swirei, 2764 nucleotides. RefSeq lists its product as uncharacterized. Lineage: Eukaryota; Metazoa; Chordata; Actinopteri; Perciformes; Liparidae. The record is from RefSeq and is a predicted model, not a curated record. Bases 716 to 1915 code for a protein of 399 amino acids. The transcript has 5 exons.